Symbiodinium necroappetens is the source of this 823-nucleotide messenger RNA. NCBI's taxonomy places the organism in Eukaryota, Dinophyceae, Suessiales, Symbiodiniaceae. The record is from the annotation of a GenBank genome assembly.
GAGCUUUUCCAGCAGCAAGCUUCAGGAAGAGGCUCCGGAGACGGAGGGCCAGGCUGCAGCCGCCUUCCUCUUUUCGUCAGCUCACUCCCGCCUGCUGCGGGCCUUGUCAGCAGGCGACGUUGAGAACGAGGGCAGACCAAAGGAUGCCCGGAAGAAGGCCAAGAAGAGGAACAAGAAGAGUGAGUCGACAGAAGAAUCUUCUGAGGAGUCCAUUGACGCUACGCCCGAUGUAGAGGAUGUGCAGAAGAUCUUCGGCCUGAGUGCACGGGAUCUCACCAGAGGCCGUGAGCAGAUUACUCUGAAUGAUCUCAAGGUGCGACAACUCGCUUUUAGCAUGGCGGCCACUUCCGGCCGCAUUUCCCCAACCGAGCUUCUGGCCACGGGCGGAGAGGCUGAGAGCCUCAUGGUCGAGGCUGCUGCCAGACACAAGCGAUCGAAAAGCAAGGACAAGGAGUCCAGCUCGCUCCAGCAGGCUGUUGUUGUGAUCCGCGAAAGCCCUGGCCACUCGGUGGAAAUCCCGGCUCGCAGCUCUUGUGUUGAAGUGUGCCUGGGCUGCAGCAACGUUUGUGCAGUCGGGGCAGAUGCUGUAUCUAGCUACUUUCUCAGAACCGGCACUUGCAGAGAGAUGACAUGUGUUUUGCCAGUGACGGGCAAGAGCCUGAACGCGGUGAAGAUCUCGACGGCCCGCCUCCUGACGGAUGUGCCGGCCCUGCUCCGUGCCAGUUGCGAAACGUAUCGCAGGAAGAAGAACUUCAAAAAGAAGCAGUACUGGAUGGAAUUCCAGAAGGUGCUGACGAUCCAGAAGGAGGACCUGAAUCGACUA